UUCAUUGCUUUUGCCUCUUUAUUCUUCAUCCUGCUUUCGAUUACCACCUUUUGCCUGGAAACCCAUGAAGCAUUUAAUACCAUCAAAAAUAAAACAGAACCUAUCAAAGGUAGUGAGCCAGUUCUGCAGUAUGAAAUAGAGACAGAUCCAGCUCUAACAUAUGUUGAAGGAGUCUGUGUGGUGUGGUUUACAUUUGAGUUUUUAGUCCGUGUUGUUUUUUCACCCAACAAACGUGAAUUCAUAAAAAAUCUCUUGAAUAUCAUUGACUUUGUGGCAAUUUUGCCUUUCUAUCUAGAAGUGGGUCUGAGUGGGCUCUCCUCUAAAGCUGCUAAGGAUGUGCUUGGUUUCCUCAGGGUGGUGAGGUUUGUGAGAAUAUUGCGAAUCUUCAAGCUCACUCGACAUUUUGUUGGCCUCAGGGUGCUUGGUCAUACGCUCCGUGCAAGCACCAAUGAGUUUUUGCUGCUGAUAAUAUUUUUGGCAUUAGGAGUGUUGAUAUUUGCCACCAUGAUCUAUUAUGCGGAGCGAAUAGGUGCCAAACCCAAUGACCCGUCAGCUAGUGAACACACAGAGUUCAAAAACAUCCCCAUUGGUUUUUGGUGGGCUGUGGUCACCAUGACUACUCUUGGAUAUGGAGACAUGUAUCCAAAGACUUGGUCAGGCAUGCUAGUGGGUGCUCUGUGUGCUUUAGCUGGAGUGCUGACCAUAGCCAUGCCUGUGCCUGUUAUUGUCAACAAUUUUGGAAUGUACUAUUCUCUGGCCAUGGCGAAACAGAAGCUUCCAAGAAAGAGAAAGAAGCACAUCCCACCUGCUCCUCAGGCAAGGUCCCCUACAUUUUGCAAGACAGACUUGAAUAUGGCCUGCAAUAGCACACAGGGAGAAGUCUGUCUUGGCAAAGACAACCGGCUGAUGGAACAUAAUAAAUCAGUGUUAUCAGGUGAAGACAGUACAGAAAGUGAGCAGCCACUGUCACCUAUGGAAAGGCCCCCACCAAUCAGACGCUCUAGUACCAGAGACAAAAACAGAAGAGGGGGAACGUGUUUUCUGCUGACAGCAGGUGAUUACCCAUGUGCUACUGAUGGAGGGAUCAGGAAAGGCUAUGAAAAAUCCAGAAGUUUAAACAACAUAACUGGCAUGGCAGGCAAUGCCCUGAGACUGUCUCCAGUAAUAUCACCUUACAGCUCACCUUGUCUAAGACGCUCUCGAUCUCCCAUCCCAUCUAUCUUGUAAACCAGAUGCUAUAAAUUGAUUACAUAACUGUAACUGAAGUGCUGCUUAUCAUCUAAUGGAAAUAGCUAUAGUA
This is a messenger RNA of Python bivittatus (Burmese python), 1300 nucleotides long. NCBI's taxonomy places the organism in Eukaryota, Metazoa, Chordata, Lepidosauria, Squamata, Pythonidae. The record is from RefSeq and is a predicted model, not a curated record.